CUAUGCGCUAGGUACCUAACCUGCCGCACUCCAAUCCUAACCUUUCGCAAUAUGAUACACAACGAUUCGCUUUGAUCAACGUCAGCAGUACCGCUUCGAUUUUCGAAUGGAUAAUGAAUGAAUGUUCCCCUUGAACAACCGAGUUUGCGCCGGGACCAGCAAGUUGCAACGACCCUCGUUGCUGUUUCCCCUCAUGGUGUCGCCACCCGCCAACAUCGCCGAUAACGACGUGAACAAACCUGAUGGAGAAGGCUGGGUCUGGGUCGCGAGCCCUCUUUCCUAAGGGUCCUAAUUUUACUCUCGAAGAUUUCUCGAACAAGGACUUCAUCGUCCGUGACUUCGUCGAUAGCCUCGCCGAGAACGCCGUCUCUCAAAACCGACGCUCAGGCGCCGCUCAGCAGGCUUUCGACCCUAAGCCGCUAAUCAGAUCCUUUGAAAAUGCGUUAGAGGGCCUCGGCAGCCUUUCCGAAGAGCUACAGGAGAAAGAGUCAGAACUCCUAACCCAAGUCAGACGUGCCGAGGUACAGCAUGAUCAGACUCUCGAUACCCUCGGUCGCAAACUUGAUCAGUCCAUAAACCAGUUCGAAGCCCUCGAUAUCACCCUCAACAAUCCAAAUGGCAAUGACCGGGGCAGCCGUGGAGAGGCAGGGGGUAAUAUCGCUGUCCAGAUUGGAGAGAAGCUCGAGGAACUUGAUGGGAAAAGGAGGCGGGCUAUAGACGCCAAUUUCUUAAUACAUUGUUGGCUUCAAGUUAGCGAAACUGGUGAAUUAACCUCUCUCCAGGACAUCCAGCGUCAAGGGGGCUCAGAAAACAAGGUCCGAUGCGCAGUUAUUGCGCACCAGUUGAUGCGCAUUAGCCAGAGGCUGGACCUGGGCUCUUGGAAUCAAACUAACGGACAUCAGCGCAGCGGCAAAACUAAUGGUAUGAAUGGUACCAAUGGCGCAAAUGGCGCCGAAAGAUCACAUAACACUCGCGAGAUAUUGGAGAAAUUCUGCGAAACCCUGGAACAAGACUUGCUGAAGCAGUUCAACAAUAGCUACCGAAAGCAGAAUUUUGAUGAUAUGAUGGAAUGCGCCAAAGUGUUGCAUGAUUUUAACGGUGGUGCUAGUGUGAUAGCUGUCUUUGUCAAUCAACAUCAAUUUUUCAUCGAUCGGGACCAACUCAUCACCGACGAGGUUACCAUGGACGGGGAAACCUGGGACCAGCUCGCAGAUCCUGAUGCUGAACCACCAGGCGUGGAACCUAGUCUGCAGUCGCUUAUUGACGAAGUACGGAUCAUCAUGCAAGAAGAGUCUUUCAUCAUUAAAAGGGCUUUCCCAUAUUACGAAACCGUCCUGAUUAAGUUUAUCCAAAGGGUAUUCCAACAAUCCAUCCAACAGAGGCUGGAAAUGGUAUUGGAAAAAGCUAGCACCAUUUCGUCUCUUGCCUUCCUCCGGUCAUUACAUUCUUCCAGGACAUAUAUCAGUGCUUUGAUCGAAGAUCUGAAAUCGCAUGGUUUGACAGAACACCCGGAGCCUUGCUCGGCACAAAUUGCCCAGACCCUAGAUCAGCAGAUGGAAGAGUUAUUCGUCCCUUAUAUCAUGGGAAAUUCAUACAUCGACCGAGAAAAAAAGAGUUUAGAGGAGCUUUUCAACUCUUUGUUGUUUCGAUUUAAUAUUUAUCAUUUCAGGAGGAAAAAGGCUCCAACCGGUUUCAUGGCUUCAUUGGCACAACGUACUAACCAGCUUAUGGAAUCUGCUAAAGAUGCGUACCUAGAAAGACUUGAAUCAUCUGAUCUGACGCCAACUCAGAAGGCCAUGAUGUUGAGAGUUGCCCGCGUCCAAGAGACUGACAAAAACAAGAAUGAGAUUGAGGUAUCAGAAGAAGAGGGAUUUCUAUCGACUGCAAAUGCUAAGAGAAUGAUGACCUGGCUCGCAGAAGGCGUGCGACGAACGCUCGAAUUAGGUAGCCCGAGCGAUACCCCUAAGGACGUAGCAAUCCUUCUCAGUCUGCUCAUGACAAAUAUGGGUCAAGUGUACGUUGAGACCGCCUUGGAAGCUGCGCUUGAGCGAGCUACUUCUCAAGAAAACGUGAAGACAGAGCCGGACCUAUCCUAUCUGCCAUCAAUUAGACCGGCGGUGACCAUCACGAGCAUCAUGUCUCGCUUUACCAAUACCGUUCUUAUCCGUUUAGCGGAAUCUAAUACAACUGUACGAAGAAGCAUGGAGGCGCAGGCUAGAUUAGGCAUUGAAGCCAUUGAAAAGAAAACAAAUAGCGUCAUGAAAAGCACCAUGGAUGUCAUCGUCAACUGGGUCACCAAAUCACUGGCUCAACAGAAGAAGCUUGACUUCCUACCUAAAGACGAGCUUGAUCUCGUCGAGUCGCUGCAAACACCUACCUGCACAUCAACCUGCCUAUUCCUAGCCCGCUGUACGAAUCUCCUGGUCCAGACCAUCGACGGCCAGAACCUUGAGAACUUCACGAGCGAGCUCGCCCUCGCCGUCCAGCGGCUCCUAUUCGAACACUUCAAGAAGUUCAAAGUCAACGCCACCGGCGGUCUGAUGGUUACCAAGGACAUCGCUAGGUACGUCGCCACGCUAAAAGAAUGGCCGCUCUCCAAGGACGCCGAGGUAGCCGUCGAGUUGCUAACAGAGAUCGGGUAUCUCUUCAUCAUCGGCCCCGAGGCGCUGCGCGAGAGAAGCAGGAACCUCGCCAGCGGGGGUGGCGUCUCUAUGAAGAAGCUCGGCAAGGCCGAUUUCAAGGGCUUUGUUCAGAGCAGAGAGGAUGCGAGGAGCGUGGGCGUGCAGAGUGUGCUUACGGGUCUUUGAUUUGAGGCAAGUUAGAUGGCUGGAUGCUGAACCUAGGGCUCGUGAGAUUGGACUGAGAGGUUACCGUGGGUGUAAUAGUUUCGGACACUUCGAGCAAGCAUGUAAAUAUGACUUUUGACAUGAUAUCAUACCAUUAAUUUGUAGAGUUUUGUCUUUGUAGGGUUUUAUGAUUGUCCUGUGGACUUAUAUACCUCAUUAGCUAACGCUUCGAAUCUGCUAGUCUUAGGUUCAGACAUGUGUAGACAGACCAUACAGGCAACUUUUGUUCCCCUCUAUUUCAACCAGAGCUACAGCGUACCCAACUAUACAUACAUAACUCUUCGAGAUGGAUAGAUACAUUAUUCAUCAUCACAUACAAUCAGGAACGCAAGCACAGAAGUAGGGGGUACAAGUCGUAGUUCCUUUAUGUAGUAAAGUUUCAUUCACUUCAAACCCCCUUUCCUUUCCAUUCAUUCAAAACCACGUAGCACAACCCUUUUCCUCAGCCACGCUAUGAAAAAGUUUCGUUCGUUAACCAAGCCUAGCAAAACCACCCAAUGACCCCUUUUCUGAGCCAAAGAAAAAAAAGCUCCCAAAGGUA
Molecule: messenger RNA, 3387 nt
Organism: Xylaria bambusicola
Lineage: Eukaryota; Fungi; Ascomycota; Sordariomycetes; Xylariales; Xylariaceae
Product: exocyst complex component protein
Exons: 2
Coding region: 243-2807 (854 amino acids)
Biological process (GO): Golgi to plasma membrane transport; exocytosis
Cellular component (GO): exocyst; cytoplasm
Source: RefSeq, a predicted model, not a curated record